UUGACUGUACAUUCGCAGGUUCGACUCCUUGGAUACCACACGUACUCGCAAAAAUGAAACUGCUCCUGAUCUCCGCUCUCCUCGGCGUGGCCGCCGCCGGCCUUGCCCCAGCCUACCCCGAGCAGUCCAACCGGCCCCAGGCCUCGUUCGAGAGGAACGCCAGGAUCCUGGCCCUGGACUCCGAUGUGAAGGAGGGCAACUUCAGAUACAACUACGAGACCGAGAAUGGAAUUAAGGCUGAGGAACAGGGGCAUGAGGCCGACGGUAUCGAGUCCCAAGGUGGUUUCCAGUACACCGGCGACGACGGCCAGGUCUACUCCAUCUCCUUCGCCGCCGGCCAGGGGGGCUUCCAGCCCCAGGGGGCCCACAUCCCCACCGCUCCCCCCGUCCCUGAGGAGAUCCUGAAGGCUCUGGAACAGAACGCUGCUGAUGAAGCCGCCGGGAUCAUCGAUGAUGGUCAGUACAAGCCCGAGCAACACGGCGCUGGCGCCGCUUUCGGUCACCAGCAGCAGGGCUUCGCGCAUGCGCAAGCCAGCGCCGGCUACAGAGGCUAAAUAACACCGUCUCACUCUAACUGUAAGGUUUCAACUACCAACCAAAACGCUGUCUCACUCUAAGUACAACAAAAUAGCGACAUACGUAGACAAAACAAAGAUGGUGAUAAUAAAUAUACUGACGUAGAAACAAUUGAAGUUAAUAAAGAAGCAAAAGAAAUUAAACACAAAGAAAUAGUAACACACGAAGAAACAAUUGAACUCAAAUAUAAAAAUGAAAGUGAUUGUGAAAUAUAUGAAGUAAUAUGUUUCACAAUUUCUUACACUCAUACUAAAAUACAUAUUGAUAAUAACGUUGAAAUCGAUGAAGACAAAAGUGGAAUAGAGGCUGUUGAAGUGACGUCAAAAAGAACUAAACCAAACGAAAUAAUAAAAAUCCUAAAAGACCUUUAUUUAUAGUUGGAAAUUGAAGAUUUCAAAAUGGUGUUAUGUAAAAUCAAGCAUAAUGUUUUAAAUUGGACGUCAUUUCUAUAGAUUCUGUUUAUAAUUUUGUUACAAUGGUUAAUACUCUGAUCUUAGCAAUAAUGACCAUGAUGAUGUGGGUGAAAUUAUUUAUUCUGUGAAUAAAACGACAUUUUUUAUAUAA
Cydia fagiglandana is the source of this 1140-nucleotide messenger RNA. RefSeq names its product cuticle protein 3-like (gene CPR17). Gene Ontology annotation, molecular function: structural constituent of chitin-based larval cuticle. The record is from RefSeq and is a predicted model, not a curated record. Gene Ontology annotation, cellular component: chitin-based extracellular matrix. The transcript is spliced from 4 exons. NCBI's taxonomy places the organism in Eukaryota, Metazoa, Arthropoda, Insecta, Lepidoptera, Tortricidae. Bases 54 to 554 code for a protein of 166 amino acids.